Molecule: messenger RNA, 453 nt
Organism: Penicillium vulpinum
Lineage: Eukaryota; Fungi; Ascomycota; Eurotiomycetes; Eurotiales; Aspergillaceae
Exons: 1
Coding region: 1-453 (150 amino acids)
Source: RefSeq, a predicted model, not a curated record
AUGUAUGUUCAGGCAAGUCCCUUCGUAACCUGCAAGUAUCACAGUAUUCCCGAUCACCAUAUCCCAGAUCCUCGUGACGACGGGAAGGGCUAUUGCUGGGUCAGUGUGAUACUCCUUCCGGAGGCGAGGAAUGGCACACACAGCGACGAAGAGAUUAUGUCCUUUGUAAUUCAAAAGUGCAAGGCUGGCAAAACCGCCAUGACCCAUCAACCACUGCAUGGGCUUGGAGAUCACUGUAUCUCGUUGCCAGUCAAAUGGAAUACACCUAGACAAAAUCUGCGUACAGUUCGAGAUCAGGCUGCAGCUCUCGCAUCAUGGUGGCUUGUCAAAAUUCGUGAAAGGAGGGUUACUAUCGAUCAGAAGAUGAUUUUUGACGACCGCACCACAGGAGAGUUCAAAAAUAUGUUAAAUGUAAUCCCCCCCGAGUGGGAAAAGCCCGAAUAUUCAGAUUAA